ACGGAAGCGGAGCGGCUGCCUGCGUGGUUCCGUGCGGAAGCGCUGUAUUCUACCAUCGAUCACUACUUCCAUCAUCGCCAUUGGUCCGCUCUCGAGAUCUUCUUGUCUUUCAUCUCAUCCUCUUUGUUCCACAGAAGGCUGUCUACCUCCUGCUGAGCCUCUCUCUCUCUCACCUUGAGCCAUGGCUCCGCCGUCGGCGCCUCCACCCUCCCUCUUCCCCUCAUCGACGGUACAACAUGUCGCAUCCACCUCCCUCUCCCUUCCCCCGCUACGAGAGAAUGUAGCCACCUCCCUCGCCUCCGACACUGAGCAUCGCCUCCGCCUCAUCCUUCAAGAUGCUGAAAAGUUCAUGCGACACUCCCGUCGUUCCAAGCUCACCUGCGAAGACGUCAAGCGCGCCCUAGAGGUAAAGGGCAUGGAACCAAUCUAUGGCUUCCUCCCUGCUCCCUAUACCAAUUCGUCCACGGCGCAGGGGAAGAUGAAGCAGCCUCAAUUCAGAAAGGUCAUGACGUCGUCCGGAGUGGUAUACCAAGUCGAGGAAGAGGAGAUUGAUCUGGAACAGGUAGCGAAGUUGAUCUCGUCGAGGAACAGCUCGGCCGCGACUCGGAGAAAGGGAGGAGUAGGGUGGAAGGCUCACUGGCUUGCUAUCGAAGGAGUACAGCCGCUCAUACCUGAGAACCCAACACCGGCAGAGAUGAGCAGUAUAGAUGAGAGUGAGAGAGGCACGGGCGCUGCCGAGCCAACCUUUGCAGGUGCAAACACCUCCGGGGUUAUCGCUACCGCGUCUGCUGCUGGCGCUGCCUCUGCCGCGCCGAGUGGAUCCAGCGACACUAUCAAUGCUACUACGCAGCCCUUGGUCAAGCAUAUCCUCAGUAGGGAACUGCAAGUUUACUACCGUCGUCUUACAGAAGCCAUCCUGCAUGGUAUCAAUUCGCUCAAGAAUGGCAGUGCGACCGAUGCGCAACACGAUGUCUCCAUGGCAGACGACCUGCCAGACGAGCAGCAACAAGUGGACCCAACAUCUCUGGCAGCUCUCGCCUCGCUCUCUUCUGAUCCUGGUCUGCAUCAGCUGGUGCCAUAUCUUGCACAGUGGAUCUCGACGAACAUUACCGCUGCCCUCUCCCUCUCCUCCACCCCCGGCCCAUCUGCGUCAAAGCGCAGCCUCGUCGUGGGCCGAAUGGUCUCCUCCAUCGAGGCCAUGCUCGCCAAUCCCUACCUGGGCAUCGAAGGCUAUAUCCACCUCUUCCUCCCACCGCUCCUCUCCACCAUCCUCAUCUCUCUCCCCUCGAGCGAGUACCCGACAUCGACCAGGAGAAAGAGCUCCGAGCUGCUGGCGAGCCUGCUGGGCAAGUACUCCGGAAGCUACCCGAGCCUUAAGCCUCGCGUGACGCGCAUCUUGCUCGAGGCCGCUUUCCGAGGGACGGAGGCUUCGUCGUCGGCAGCGACUACUGCUACUGCUGAUGGAGCAGAGGGCGGACAGCAACCUGAUGCCGUCGGCACGAAGCUGGGAGCCAUCCUCGCGCUCAAGGCCUGCAAGGGCGGCAUGGCGCGAGCCAUCGUACGCGCACGCUCCGCCUCGAACAACAGGCAUGAUGGGAUGGACGAAGGCGUGGGAGAGGGUGAAGAGGCCAUGGCACCUUGGGGCUCCAAGUUGCGCUCACUUGGCGAGUGGCUGGAUAGUAGGCGAAAGGAAGGCAAGGUGGGCAAAAAGGAAGUCGACGAGGUGGUGGCUGCACUGAGGGUGAGUCCGUGCUGUUGGGGAAAGGAUGGCACCGGAUCUUCGUACUGACAUCUUGAACGUCCUGACGCGUAUUUCGACUCUAGGAAACCUUGCGCGACAUAUCGAGCUCAUCGGAGAAUCUUGGAGGAGCAGCUGCAGAUGGGCUGAGUGGGGACGCACUCCGGCAGACCUUUGGCUCCUUCUGGGCUGAUGCCCUCCGCAGAGAUCCCGAGGCCAAGAGGGGCUUGCGUAUUGGACUGGAGGAGUAGAAGCCAGUACCUGCUAGAGCGCGGCCAUUGUGCGGGGUAUUACGUAUUCAUGUCGUUCUGUCAUUGAUGUC
Messenger RNA from Microstroma glucosiphilum, 2060 nucleotides. RefSeq lists its product as hypothetical. Bases 182 to 1789 code for a protein of 535 amino acids. The transcript has a single exon. Gene Ontology annotation, biological process: RNA polymerase II preinitiation complex assembly; transcription initiation at RNA polymerase II promoter. The record is from RefSeq and is a predicted model, not a curated record. Gene Ontology annotation, cellular component: SAGA complex; SLIK (SAGA-like) complex; transcription factor TFIID complex. NCBI's taxonomy places the organism in Eukaryota, Fungi, Basidiomycota, Exobasidiomycetes, Microstromatales, Microstromataceae. Gene Ontology annotation, molecular function: protein heterodimerization activity; transcription coactivator activity; RNA polymerase II general transcription initiation factor activity.